Molecule: messenger RNA, 663 nt
Organism: Rattus rattus (black rat)
Lineage: Eukaryota; Metazoa; Chordata; Mammalia; Rodentia; Muridae
Product: late cornified envelope protein 1C-like
Exons: 2
Coding region: 65-472 (135 amino acids)
Biological process (GO): epidermis development
Source: RefSeq, a predicted model, not a curated record
UCACCCUUACCAGUUUCAGGCCCUACUUCUUCUGCUGAACAGAUUUACAGACUUCCUCUCAAAAAUGUCCUGCCAGCAGAAUCAGCAGCAGUGCCAGCCUCCUCCCAAGUGCCCUCCCAAGUGCCAGACUCCUAAAUGCCCUCCAAAGUGCCCCCCUAAGUGCCCUCCCAAGUGCCCCCCUGUGUCUUCCUGCUGUAGCCUGGGUUCUGGGGGCUGCUGCAGCUCUGGUGGCUGCUGUGGCUCCAGCUCUGGUGGCUGCUGCAGCUCUGGGGGUGGAGGCUGCUGCCUGAGCCACCACAGACCCCGCAGAUCUCUCCGUCGCCAUCGCCACAGCUCUGGAUGCUGUAGCAGUGGUGGCAGCAGUGGCUGUUGUGGCAGCAGUGGUUGCUGUAGCAGCAGUGGCUGCUGUGGCAGCAGUGGUGGCAGCAGUGGUUGCUGUGGCAGUGGCCAGCAGUCUGGGGACUGCUGCUGACCUGGGUCAUGAAGACUUCAGACAAGCAGUAAAAGAGGCAGCCAUGUUCACAGGACCUGCUCCUACCGCUAUUCCUCCCAUUCCUUCUUGUCUUCUGUGUUCUGGACUUCAAGAUAAUGAAUUUUUCAGUGAAGUUCAAAUUAUGCCCCUUAGUCUCAUUCCCUUCUGUGAUUCCAAAUAAAAUCUUUCCU